This is a messenger RNA of Thrips palmi, 3704 nucleotides long. RefSeq names its product mannosyl-oligosaccharide glucosidase (gene GCS1). Gene Ontology annotation, biological process: protein N-linked glycosylation; oligosaccharide metabolic process. Gene Ontology annotation, cellular component: endoplasmic reticulum membrane. Gene Ontology annotation, molecular function: Glc3Man9GlcNAc2 oligosaccharide glucosidase activity. The transcript has 9 exons. Lineage: Eukaryota; Metazoa; Arthropoda; Insecta; Thysanoptera; Thripidae. The record is from RefSeq and is a predicted model, not a curated record. The coding region runs from base 168 to 2687 and encodes 839 amino acids.
AAAAGGUGAUCCUGUCUGCUACUCGGAAGGUUCUCCCCCUCUCAUCUCCACUUCCACGGGGCAGUCUGCUACUGGUUUCGGCUUUUUGGCACUAGCUAUUUUUUUAUAGCAUUGACCUGGCACCCACCAGACCCGUUUCACGCUGUUCUGGUUCUAAGGUGCCCCCCAUGGCGAGGCAACGGAAACAUGGAAGACCUGGCCAACACAGUAACCACCAUCAGGAAGCUAUAGAAGGACCCAGUCCACGGAGGCACAGUGGUGCUAUUGAAUAUGAAGACCGUUUCUCAGUUCACCUCAAGCACCAGCACCAACAGAGUCUUCGCUCACGUCAACGAGCUACACUAACUCAGAAAUUCAUGACUGUGGCUGCCAUAGCAUGCACGGGUGCAGCUCUCACCCUGAUUUGCCUCUUGACUUACAAUGGAUAUCUUCAAACAAGAGUCAAUACACCGUUUGACAAACACAAGGUUGUUGGACGCUCUGGCCUUGCUGUACCUGAUCGUUAUUGGGGCUCCUACCGACCUGGCGUUUAUUUUGGCAUGAAGACAAGAGAGCCACACUCACCUGUUAUGGGUCUUAUGUGGUACUUUGAUGCCCAUGUUAUGACAGGCACUGCAGGUGUAAGGCAUUGGUGUGAACAACACGACGAUCUACAGUAUGGGUGGAAGGAGCAUGAUGGUCGAACAUUUGGAAUUCAGGAUAUUACAGAUCAUGUCUAUAAUAUCACAACCUCUUUCGUGAAAAAGCCUGGAGGUCGUCGUGGGGGCGAUUGGUCUGCAUACAUUAAUGUCUCAGCACUGGUUCCUGAAGUCAAUGGACUCGGUGUGUCUCUGAUGUUCUACAUGGCACUUGAUGAAAAGACCUCAGGAAUGGUUACUACAAAUGAGCAAAAAGUUGGAAUUGUUGGGUAUACAGAAGAAUUGGGCAACUUCUCAGUGCGACUUUUGAGUCAUCAUGGGGAGCUCUCUCACAUGUCACACCUCACAACACAUGUAUCAGGUCUGGACAAAAUCAAAGAAAUAACUGAAAACUACCUUCGUGCGGUUCGUGAUGGAGACAAAAGACUUAUUGUUCUCCCAGGAUUCAAAUUGCCUAUUACUAGGGACAACCCUCACCCUGUUCCAAACCUUAGUGUGCAAAAAAUAGAUGCUAAGGUACCUUUUGGAAUAGAAAUUAUGUUCAAGUCUGGACCUCCUCAGGAUGGAGAUAUUCUUGCAGAAUCUAACUUUGACAACAAUCUUACCGAAAAAAGAAAAGCAUUUUAUAAACAGUUUGAUGAUACUUUCAAAUUAAAAGAAAAAGGUUUUGAUGAACGAAUGCAGGAGUUUGCCCGUACUACUUUCAGUAAUCUUGUUGGUGGGAUUGCUUACUUCUAUGGCUCAUCUCUUGUGCAAUCCAAGUAUAAUCCUGCUCCCGUUCCAUACUGGAAGGCACCACUUUACACGGCUGUACCAUCAAGAAGUGUUUUCCCUCGUGGAUUUCUCUGGGAUGAAGGUUUCCAUGCCUUACUCAUCCUUCCUUGGGAUCUUGAGAUCACUCUUGACAUUUUAUGUCACUGGUUUGACCUUAUGAAUGUGCAAGGAUGGAUUCCUCGUGAACAAAUUCUCGGUGCAGAGGCAUUAGCCAAGGUUCCUCAAGAGUUUGUAGUUCAACAUAAUGAAAACGCCAAUCCACCAACAUUCUUCCUUGUUCUCCAGCAAAUUCUUCGCAACUACCGAGAGAAAAUAAUUGAGAACUCCGAGCAUAUUCAUAGUUUGGAACGUCUGUAUCCCAGGCUAAAGGCAUGGUUCACAUGGUUCAAUACCACUCAAGUUGGUAGCCUACCAACCACUUAUCGGUGGAGAGGACGUGACCCAGAUACUAUGAAGUUUUUAAAUCCCAAGACUCUCACUUCAGGGUUAGAUGAUUAUCCUCGUGCCUCACAUCCAACCAGUUUGGAACGUCACAUUGAUUUGAGAUGUUGGUUGGCACUUGGUGCACAAGUCUUGGCAGAAAUGGCUGAGCUCCUUGGUCAUGAUGCAGAGCGUUAUGGAAGUACUUAUGAAAUGCUAAGUGAUAACAAUCUUUUAGAUGAAUUACAUUGGUCUGAAUCUAAAUCGCGAUAUGCAGACUAUGGUCUGAAUACCGAUUCUGUGACUUUGGUGAAACCUCCACCUUCUCCACGGUCUGAUUCUCACAGCAAUGAAUAUAUUCGAAUGGUGCUGAAGGAACCUCAGUAUGAGUAUAUAGAUACCCAAUUUGGUUAUAUUAACCUGUUUCCUUUCCUUUUGCAAAUAUUGGAUCCAAACAGUAAACAUCUAGAAAAAGUUCUUGAUGAUAUAAAAAAUCCAGCAUUGCUUUGGACUAAGUAUGGGCUGAGGUCACUUUCUCCAAAUUCACCUUUGUACAUGAAGCGGAAUACAGAACACGACCCACCAUAUUGGCGUGGUCAAAUUUGGAUUAAUAUGAAUUACCUAGCCUGUAGAGCAUUGUAUUAUUAUAGUCACGCCCAAGGGCCUCACCGUAAACUUGCAGGUGAGAUAUAUGCUAGACUACGACUCAACCUUAUCAAAAAUAUCUAUAAAGAGUAUGACCGCACUGGCCAUUUGUGGGAAAAUUAUGAUGAUAGGACUGGUGAAGGAAAAGGAUCUCAUCCAUUUACUGGUUGGACAGCCCUAGUUACUUUGAUCAUGGCAGAAAUUUAUUAAAUGUAACUUAAGUUUGUUGCGUUUAUGUGUUUGACUCUUGUUCAUUCAGUUGUCAACUAUGUGGUGGGUUUCUCACUUAACACAGAGCUAGUAAAAUAUCAUCAUUAAUAUGGCUGUGAUUCAAACAAAUGCAAGUGCCUCAAAAUUACCAAAUUAUCUUUGAUGCUGUCCAAGCAGACCUGGAGAGUACAUACAGCAUUUGUGAAUGAAGGAAAAUAAAAAUUGACCCUGUAAUCUUGCACUUUGAUUGAUAAAUACUUGUGUAAUGGUAUGUGCUGUGAAUUUUUUUUUAUUUUCUUAAAAUUAAAUUAAUAAAAUCAAUUUAGCUCCUCAAUUAAGCCUUGUUUGAGAAAGUGUUAAAGUCUCUCCAAAUAUUAGUUGAUACUUCUGAAAGUUCUGAACUAGUCUUGUGAUUGUCGUCUCUUUGUACAGCAAAGCACUGUUUUCUUCUAAUGGCAAAACAUUCUGCAAUUAGUUUUUCUUUUAUGGGUUCAAAGGGUGGCAAUGUGUGAGCAGUAGCAGAUUCUUAAUGUAUGUCCUUGUUGUUUGGAAUAGCCCUUGAAUCUGCAUCUCUUUGCAUGUGUGUUUGUGUGUGUAUUCUGUACAGUAUGUGUGUUUCUGAUGAAUUUUGGAGUAAUACUUAGUCAUGCUGGCAAUCUAGGCCAGUUGACAUAUCUUAAAGACUUAAAAGAAGCUGAUAGUAUUCUUCACCUUCAGCCAUUCUUUCUGACCUCAAAGACUUAGCUGAGUAACUUUGUUGUCUCUAUGUUGAACAAAUAGCAGUCACAUCUCAGAAAGCAUAAAUGUUGUGUUUCCUGCUACAAGUGUAGCACAAAGUACAAGUAACUCUUAUGUUCCCUUUUCAAGUGUGUACCUGUAAUUUUACUUAGCUUGUAAUGUUUUGCUAAAUGCUGCAGUCAUUGUUUCACAACGAAUUUGUCCAGUUAAAAUUUGUGCCAACACCAAAACGACUGUUUCCUGCCGACUCAUGGGAAAAUAAAAUGAAUUAAAAUUGAA